This is a messenger RNA of Linum tenue, 1884 nucleotides long. NCBI's taxonomy places the organism in Eukaryota, Viridiplantae, Streptophyta, Magnoliopsida, Malpighiales, Linaceae. The record is from the annotation of a GenBank genome assembly.
AUGGGCGACAAAGAGAUCAGCGGAGAAGUGAUCGGAAUCGACCUAGGCACCACCUUCUCCUGCGUCGCCGUCGCUCGAAAAGGUCACGGCGUCGAAAUCAUAGCCAAUGAUCAAGGCAACCGAGCCACACCUUCCUACGUCGCGUUCUCCCCCGCCACCUCCGCCGGCUCCCAGCGUCUCAUCGGGGAAGCCGCCAAGAAUCAGGCCACUCUCAACCCCCGCCGUACCAUCUUCGACGUCAAGCGACUCAUCGGCAAAAAAUUCGACGACCCAGAAGUCCAAAACGACAUAAAAUACCUGCCCUACCCUGUCGUGGAGAGGGACGGAAAGCCUUGCGUGGAAGUUGAAGUUAACGGCGAGCUGAAAACGUUUACACCUGAAGAGAUAAGCGCCAUGGUGUUGGGGAAGAUGAAGGAGACUGCGGAAUCGUACCUUGGGAAGCAAGUAACCAACGCCGUGGUCACUGUCCCGGCCUACUUCAACGACUCCCAGAGGCAAGCCACCAAAGACGCUGGCAUUAUCGCCGGGCUUAACGUUUUAAGGAUAAUCAACGAGCCGACUGCUGGCGCCCUAGCCUAUGGUGUGAACCAAGAUCCAAACACAAAGAGGAACAUUCUGGUUUAUGAUUUAGGUGGCGGGACGUUCGACGUUAGUGUUUUGGAAAUCGACAAUGGCAUAUUCCAGGUACUUGCCACCGGCGGUGACACGCAUCUCGGCGGGGGAGAUUUCGACCAGAGGGUGAUGGAGCAUUUUGUUCAGCUAAUCAAGAGGAGGUACAAGAAGGACGUUAGUGAAGACCCGAAAGCUACGGGGAAGCUGCGGAGGGAAUGUGAGAGGGCUAAAAGGGUUCUGAGCACUCAGAUCGAAACUAGAGUAGAGAUUGAUUCUCUGUUGCAUGGAAUGGACUUUUCUGAGCCAUUCACAAGGGCUAAGUUUGAGGUUUUGAAUUUGGAUCUGUUUGAGAGGACAAUGAAAGUGGUAAGGUCGACACUGAAAGAUGCAAAGUUGAAGAAGGACAAGAUUGACCAGAUCGUGUUGGUUGGGGGGAGCACCAGAAUCCCCAUGGUGAGGGAGAUGUUGAGGAAGGAGUUCGACGGGAAAGAGCCGAGCAAAGGGAUCAAUCCCGACGAGGCCGUGGCUUAUGGAGCUGCUAUCCUUGGAGCCAAUCUCACUACCGACCGACUAUGUCACUGUUUUCUUCAUACAAAAAUACGUACUGCUGGGAUUAUAGGUGUAAUACUACUCGAUGUUACUCCCUUGAGUUUGGGGGUAGAUGUAUUUGGUGAUUUGAUGUCAGUAGUGGUUCCCAGAAAUACACCCAUUCCUACAAAGAAGUCAGGCUUGUUCACAACUGUUGAAGACCAGCAAGCUAGUAUAAAAUAUAUUGUUUUGCAAGGUGAAAGAACCCUGACUAAAGAUUGCCUCCAGCUCGGAAGUUUUGAACUCAUGGGCAUUCCAUUGGCUCCAAGAGGAGCCGUUUCUGUCGAGGUGACGUUCGAGGUUGAUGCGGAUGGAAUUCUAAGCGUCACAGCCAAGGAGAAAGCAAGUCAGAAUUCUGAGUCCCUUACAAUUGACAACUACAAGAGGAAUUUGAAUGCAAGGGAGAUUGAGAGGAUGAUACGAGAGGCAAGGGAGAUGGCUGAGCACGACAAGAAGGAGGGAGCUCGUGUUGAUGCGAGGAACCAAUUGGAACGUGCCAUUUACGAUUUGAACAAGGCAGUGGCUGAGAAGCUUCAUAUGUAUGAUGGUGAUAGGAGUGCAGUGGAGACCGCGUUGAGUGAGGCUUCAGAAUGGUUUGAUGACAACAAGGAUGCAUGCAUGCAAGAUUAUAAGGACAGAAGGCGAAAGCUGAAAGGCUUGUUGAAGAAGGUUUCACCAGAAUAG